Molecule: messenger RNA, 534 nt
Organism: Aspergillus nidulans FGSC A4
Lineage: Eukaryota; Fungi; Ascomycota; Eurotiomycetes; Eurotiales; Aspergillaceae
Product: protein ausF
Exons: 2
Coding region: 1-534 (177 amino acids)
Biological process (GO): terpenoid biosynthetic process
Source: RefSeq, a predicted model, not a curated record
AUGACCCCAAUCUCUGUUAUCCUCGUCACUGAUAAUAAGCUGACAAGGCCCAAAACCAUGUCCACCACACGAGAAAAGCUCCUCAGAACAACCUCCAGAUUUGUCUCAACGUUCGGGUCCUUUGACAUAGAGGAAAUUCUCUCCAUUCGCACGCCAACAUGCCUUUACCACCAGUGCUGCCCCAGCUUCAACAAAAAUGUCGUAACGAACGAGGAAACCCGUGCGAACUUCCCGCAGUUCAUCGCUACUUUCAAACGAUUUGACUUUUCCAUCAUCGAGCCAGACCAUACCCUUGUCGAUGAGGCUGCUAGGAGAGUGAUGAUCCGCGCUAAGGCUUCCGCAGAAAGCAUUGUUGGAGCCUAUGAGAAUGAGUACAUCUUUAUUCUGAAGAUGACGGACGACUGUAGGUUUAUCGAGGAGAUCUACGAGUUCUACGAUACCAUAAGGCUGAAGGAUCUCCAAUACCGGUUAGAAGCGAAGCAUAUCUCUUACGGGGAUGCUGCGCCCUUUAAAACGAGGGAUACUCAGUUAUGA